Messenger RNA from Clupea harengus (Atlantic herring), 1386 nucleotides. RefSeq names its product potassium channel tetramerization domain containing 13. Gene Ontology annotation, biological process: negative regulation of Rho protein signal transduction; protein homooligomerization; protein ubiquitination. The coding region runs from base 277 to 1266 and encodes 329 amino acids. The transcript has 10 exons. Gene Ontology annotation, cellular component: Cul3-RING ubiquitin ligase complex. The record is from RefSeq and is a predicted model, not a curated record. Gene Ontology annotation, molecular function: protein binding; ubiquitin-protein transferase activity. Lineage: Eukaryota; Metazoa; Chordata; Actinopteri; Clupeiformes; Clupeidae.
CUUCACCAAUCAGCUUCUGGAGUUGCGAGCAGAACGGGAAGUGGCCAUUGUUUUACUUAGCUGAGCUGAAAGAGGAAAGCGGAAGAGGAAUCUAGCUACUGAACUGAUGUUAGCGUCUUUGAAUGUCUGUGUGGAGAAGGUUUGGAGUAAUUACUUUACCCUUGUACAAUAGCUUUCUGGCUUUGGCGCUCUGUCUGAACUGCCGUGGACCUGUGACAGACGUGCUGUGCACGCUGCUUUUGGUGAACCCGGUGCACACACGCGCACACACUCGUGAUGUCUGCUGAGGCGUCGGGGGGGUCCGAGCCCCCCGCGGUCUCCGCGUCGGCAGGUGUGUGUGCGCGCGAGGAGAAGGCGGGUGCCGGCCUGGCCAGCAGCAAGUACGUGAAGCUGAACGUGGGGGGGUCCCUCCACUACACCACCGUGCACACGCUCCGCAAGGAGGACAGCAUGUUGAGCAGCAUCUGUGAUGGACACACGGAGGUCACCACAGACUCCGAGGGCUGGGUGGUGUUGGAUCGUUGCGGACGGCACUUUGGGCUAGUUCUUAACUUCCUGCGUGACGGAACGGUUCCGCUGCCAGAGUCUACACGAGAGCUGGAAGAGGUUCUGAAGGAAGCCCAGUUCUACCGGGUCCAAGGGCUCGUCCAACACUGUCUCUCCACCCUACAGAAGCGGAGGUGUGUUUAUGAGGGGGUGGUGUGUCGUAUCCCCAUGAUCACAUCAGCUAAAGAGGAACAGAUGAUGAUCGCCACCUGCAGAAAGCCGGUGGUGAAACUACAAAACAACAGAGGAAACAACAAAUACUCUUACACCAGUAACUCUGAUGAUAACCUGCUGAAGAACAUUGAGCUCUUUGAUAAGCUGGGCCUGCGUUUCAACGGCCGUGUCCUCUUCAUGAAGGACGUGUUGGGGGAUGAGAUCUGCUGCUGGUCCUUCUACGGAGAGGGACGCAAGAUCGCCGAGGUCUGCUGCACCUCAAUCGUCUACGCCACGGAGAAGAAACAGACCAAGGUGGAGUUCCCUGAAGCACGGAUCUUUGAGGAGACCCUCAACAUCCUGAUCUAUGAGAAUGGGCGGGGCUCUGGUCCAGGGGGUGUGGCCCUGUUGGAGUCUGGCAUGAGCUCAUCACCUGGAACCGGCCAAUCAGAGGAAGAGGGUGCAAGUGGAGGGGGCGGGGACAGGAGAGUGAGGCGGAUCCACGUCAGGAGACACAUCAUGCACGACGAGAGAGGCCACGGACAACAGACCGUCUACAAGGACUAACACACACACACACACACACACACACACACACACACACACACAUCAUGCAUGACGAGAGAGGCCACGGACAACAGACCGUCUACAAGGACUAACACACACACACACACACACACACACACA